Messenger RNA from Arachis ipaensis, 873 nucleotides. NCBI's taxonomy places the organism in Eukaryota, Viridiplantae, Streptophyta, Magnoliopsida, Fabales, Fabaceae. The record is from RefSeq and is a predicted model, not a curated record.
AUGGAAUUGAUGCAACUGAAGCAAGAUUCCCUAUCUGUGGCGGACUACACAAGCAAGUUUGAGGAACUCUGUAGGUUUUCUAAGGUAUGUCAGGGUGCCCCGGAGACUUAUGAGAGUUGGAAGUGUAUUAAAUACCAAAGGGGGCUGAAGGAUAAAAUUAUGACUGCCGUGGCUCCUUUGGAGAUCCGUGUCUUCUCCGACAUAGUGAACAAAGCAAGGGUGGUUGAGGAGUAUGCCAAGACGGUAGCUUCAUCCAAGGAAACUCAUGGAGGGAGUUCUAGUCGAGGACGUGGCAAGUAUUUUCAUCCGAGAGGACAAAGCUUUAAGAGAGGAGGAUAUAUGCCUCAAGGGCAAGGAGGCUUCAGAAAGAACACCCAUGAUCAGUUUCAGCGUGGCAAAGGGAGAGGAAAUCAGAGUAAGAGUUCUCCAAAUUUAGCUUGUGUGGGUGCUUCAAACUGUGGGUUACCUGGCCAUAUUGCGAGGGAUUGCACUCGUGGGAGGAACUCGACUGCGGGUCAGAGUCAGCAUCAGAGUCGAGUUUUUGCUGUGAAUGCCAAGGAUGCUUCCAUGGCGGAUCCAUUGAUGAGAGGUAUUUGUUUAAUUGGUGAUAAGACCUUAAUUGCAUUGUAUGAUACUGGGGCUUCGUAUUCGUUUAUUUCGUUUGCUAAAGUUGAGAAACUAGGCUUGAAAGUGUCAGAGUUACCAUUUGAUCUGCAUAUGAUUUUGGGAUUUGAUUGGUUGUCAAAGAACCGGGUUUUGUUGGAUUACUUUGAACGGACAAUUCAGUUUAUGCCAGAAGGAGAAAAUAGAGUAGUGAUAGCUGAAGGUUACUACCUAAACUCGGUGAUGGUGCAUUGUAGUGGGGAAGAGUAG